Molecule: messenger RNA, 1254 nt
Organism: Cynocephalus volans (Philippine flying lemur)
Lineage: Eukaryota; Metazoa; Chordata; Mammalia; Dermoptera; Cynocephalidae
Gene: KCNJ9
Product: potassium inwardly rectifying channel subfamily J member 9
Exons: 2
Coding region: 1-1254 (417 amino acids)
Biological process (GO): potassium ion import across plasma membrane; regulation of monoatomic ion transmembrane transport
Cellular component (GO): plasma membrane
Molecular function (GO): G-protein activated inward rectifier potassium channel activity
Source: RefSeq, a predicted model, not a curated record
AUGGCGCAGGAGAACGCCGCCUUCUCGCCCGGGCCGGAGGAGCCGCCGCGGCGCCGCGGCCGCCAGCGCUACGUGGAGAAGGACGGCCGGUGCAACGUGCAGCAGGGCAACGUGCGCGAGACCUACCGCUACCUGACGGACCUGUUCACCACGCUAGUGGACCUGCAGUGGCGCCUCAGCCUGCUCUUCUUCGUGCUCGCCUACGCGCUCACCUGGCUCUUCUUCGGCGCCAUCUGGUGGCUGAUUGCCUACGGCCGCGGCGACCUGGAGCACCUGGAGGACACCGCGUGGACGCCGUGCGUCAACAACCUCAACGGCUUCGUGGCCGCCUUCCUCUUCUCCAUCGAGACGGAGACCACCAUCGGCUACGGCCACCGCGUCAUCACCGACCAGUGCCCCGAGGGCAUCGUGCUGCUGCUGCUGCAGGCCAUCCUGGGCUCCAUGGUGAACGCCUUCAUGGUGGGCUGCAUGUUUGUCAAGAUCUCGCAGCCCAACAAGCGCGCCGCCACGCUCGUCUUCUCCUCGCACGCGGUGGUGUCGCUGCGCGACGGCCGCCUCUGCCUCAUGUUCCGCGUGGGCGACCUGCGCUCCUCGCACAUCGUCGAGGCCUCCAUCCGCGCCAAGCUCAUCCGCUCGCGCCAGACGCUCGAGGGCGAGUUCAUCCCGCUGCACCAGACCGACCUCAGCGUGGGCUUCGACACCGGCGACGACCGCCUCUUUCUCGUCUCGCCGCUCGUCAUCAGCCACGAGAUCGACGCCGCCAGCCCCUUCUGGGAGGCUUCGCGCCGCGCGCUCGAGAGGGACGACUUUGAGAUCGUCGUCAUCCUCGAGGGCAUGGUGGAAGCCACGGGAAUGACAUGCCAAGCUCGGAGCUCCUACCUGGUGGACGAGGUGCUGUGGGGCCACCGCUUCACAUCAGUGCUGACCCUGGAGGAUGGCUUCUAUGAGGUGGACUAUGCCAGCUUCCACCAGACCUUUGAGGUGCCCACGCCCUCAUGCAGUGCCCGGGAGCUGGCAGAGGCUGCAGCCCGCCUUGACGCCCAUCUCUACUGGUCCAUCCCCAGCCGGCUGGAUGAGAAGGUGGAGGAGGAGGGGGCAGAGGAGAGGGCCGAGGAGGGGACAGGAGAGGGGGAGGGGGUGGGAACAGAAGAGGCAGAGGGGAUGGAAACAGGAGAGGGGGCAGGUGGGGGUGCUGGGGCUGACAAGGAGCAGAAUGGCUGCCUGCCAUCCCCAGAGAGUGAGUCCAAGGUGUGA